Molecule: messenger RNA, 2868 nt
Organism: Morchella importuna
Lineage: Eukaryota; Fungi; Ascomycota; Pezizomycetes; Pezizales; Morchellaceae
Exons: 14
Coding region: 1-2868 (955 amino acids)
Cellular component (GO): cytoplasm
Molecular function (GO): guanyl-nucleotide exchange factor activity; protein binding
Source: RefSeq, a predicted model, not a curated record
AUGACUUCUACGACAUUAGCGGACCUCCCGGCCGAGCUGCUUCAUGAUAUCUUUGGAUAUAUAGGCUGGACGGAGAUAAUCAAGUCUUCAAGAUUGAUAUGUAAAAAAAUAAAAGGUGUCGUCGAACGAGACUACUUCUGGCAAAAACGUCUAGAAGAUGCCAUCCAGCUCCCAUAUAGUCUCAGCAAUCUUCCGCGGUUUAAAGAUGUCCCGACAAUGCGGCUUUUCCUCGCAGUCACCAAAGCCCGCACCUAUACUUGGGGAGAAAGCGCUCUUGGUAAGCUUGGCCACUCGUAUCCAAUCACCGCUAGUACAAGAGGCAUUGGGACCCCGCUGGAGAUCAGAACUCUGCGAGAGGUCUUUGUCGUAGAUAUCAAGGCUGGCGGUUGGAGUACUCAUUUUCUCACUUUCGACGGCAAGGUUUAUAGUUACGGGUCGAUGAAUGGGCAGUAUGGGUUUAGGCAGCGUGAUAAUUCUGGCGAUGCUAUUAAGAUGAUGAUUGAUACCCCCAUCGCGCGCAUCUCUGCUGGCCGUAACCACCUCAUUGCUCUUGAUGUAGAGGGUCAGAUUUACUCUUAUGAAUCCCUUCAGAGCCCUCCCAAACGAAUCGAUUUUACGGAGAGCUGGAUUGUUAAAUCAGAUCCGUACUCAAGCUCCACUGAAGUUGGAAAGGUUAGGAAGGUUGUGGGUGGGUGGGAUUGCAGUGGUGCAUUGGUAUAUGGACAUGGCCUUCUCAUCUGGAAGCACGAUAAAAGGAUCCCCAGUACCAGCAGGAACAUAGGCGAACCCGAGGAUCGUAGGCGUGUCCAGGAGAGCCUAGUUACAGCACCUAUCCUUGACCCGCAGGAACACCAAAGGACAACUAACCUGGAGCGCGAAAAGGAAAUCAUUGAUUUCAUUCUUAUUGAAGGUUUUAUUGUUUUUGUAACUGCAGGCGGCAGGGUUUACUGUAUAGAGGAGAGGGACGGCGUCCCUAUUUUACCGCCAGUCUUUCUUCCUCACUUUUCCGUGCACGAACCCACGGAUGAGGAGAUCCUUGAUCUGAAGGGAUACAGGAACAAGAAGGCUGACCGCAUCUCAGGGUUUUUCAAGAAGUUUGCGGUUUACAAUAGGAAUGGACUUGUCCAUGUGGGGGAUGCCGACCUUCUCAGAAGAGCUGUUGAAAACAACCGUCGGCCAGAAGUUCCAGAGAAAGAGAAAGACGAAAUAAGACCACUAGCCAUUCCAAUCCUCAACAAAUUUGGCACAAUCGCUCAGAUAGUUUUUGGCGACUACCACAGUCACGCAGUCACACAGGACGGAAGAUUACUGUCUUGGGGUGUAGAGAGUCAAAAUUGCGGAUGCCUUGGAAUCGGGGAUCUUAGAGAAGCGGAACGUAGAGGUGUGGUGUGGCAUUGGGAGAAUGGAACUCUUGAUGAAGCUGCAGAAGUGUUCUUCCAGGAUCCGCCAUACCCUAAAAGCUGUUAUCCGCCCAGAGGGGAGGAUGGUAAGCCUCAGUGGGAUGUCAUAGAGAAAUCGGAAGGCACAGAAGAAGACGUGUGCCUGGACAAGAGAGAAUAUUGUGUUUUGGGAGUUUCGGCAGCUGGAUGGCACUCGGCUGCACUUGUUCUUCCUGUUACCGAUGAUUUACUCUUCGGAACUGAACCUGAGGAACGCACUCCCGAAGCUCAGGGAUCCUCAAACCGUGAUCUUGAGGUUGAUGUAAAUACGUUGGCGCCGCCCUUCGUUGGUCAUGGCGGCGUCGAAGGUGUCUCAAGUGUUGCGAGAGGUAUGAGGGGUGGAUUGAGGGGUGGAUUGAGGGGUGGAUUGAGGGAUGGAUUGAGGGGUAGGAUCGGUAUGAUGGGUGGGUUUAUGAGUGGAGUUUCUUCUAGCGGCGUGCGUGUGACGGGGUUAGACGAAGAGAUGAGACAGGAAGCUCAAGAGCUGUCCCGCGCAGCUGGUGCGAGAGAGCCUGAAGAUGAUAGGCCUCUUAGGCUCGGGACAGGAGACUCCCGGCACAAGAACAAGGGGAGUAAAUUAGAGCAGGCGAUUCGCCUUCGUCUCACCUCUGUGAUGUGUGACACAGCAACGACGACUCUUUGUGCUCCGCCUCAUGUGUGGUACGCAGCUUCAUUAGUACAUACCCUAGUUACCGAGCUGCUGGCUGUCGACAUUUCGGUCCCUCAAGUUUCAACGGCUGGCGCUAGCACACACAUAUCUUCUAAGAAACAAAAAACAAGCUACCCAUCAUCCAACACCUACGGCUCCCCCACUCCCGGCGCCUACCAGCAACAACCCCCGCAACAGCCAUACGGUGCCUACAACCCCGACGCCAAACCCCCCACCGGCUACUACGACAACACUUACGGCGCCACCCCCAACCCACAACAACCCUACUACCCCCCUCAGCAGCAAUACGGCGCCUACCAGCAGCCACAGACCCAGCAGCCCCAGCAGCAAUACGGCUACACUUCCCCGCCGCCCCAGCAGCCCUACUACCCCCCCACCGGCGGCGACUACUACGGUAACCGCUCCGCCUCCGCUACGCCGUCGACGGCGUCCACGGGAUAUCCCCCGCAGCAGCAGGCAUACGCGGUGCAGCAGCAUCAACAGCCAGUGUAUCAUCAGCCACAGGGCCCCGGGGGCCAGAUGGACCCGUAUGCGUACCAGCAGCCGUCAGGGCCUGGUGCGUAUGCGGAUGGGUCGCAGCCGGGGUAUGGGCAGCCGGGGGCGGAGGGAGAGAGGGGGUUGGGCAGUACGUUGAUUGGUGGCGGCGCGGGAGCGUUCAUUGGGAGUAAGAUGGGAUUUGGGAAAGUCGGAGGUGCGGUAGGGGGAGCUAUCGCGGCGAACUUGUUGAGCCACCAUAGUAAGAAGAAGAAGCACCACUAA